This is a messenger RNA of Mus pahari (shrew mouse), 3648 nucleotides long. RefSeq names its product NGFI-A binding protein 1 (gene Nab1). The record is from RefSeq and is a predicted model, not a curated record. Gene Ontology annotation, biological process: negative regulation of DNA-templated transcription. Gene Ontology annotation, molecular function: transcription coregulator activity; transcription factor binding. Lineage: Eukaryota; Metazoa; Chordata; Mammalia; Rodentia; Muridae. Gene Ontology annotation, cellular component: nucleus. Bases 253 to 1713 code for a protein of 486 amino acids. The transcript has 8 exons.
GGGAGGGGCGGCGGGAGAGGCCUAGGGAGGGCGCCCCGGGCCGCCGCCGCCCGCCUCCGCCCGAGCCUCCGCCCGCGCGGCCGAGCGAGCGCCGUCGGGGCGGGCGGGGGACGGAGCGCGCGCCCACCGCGUCCCUGCCCCCCUCGAUGGGCGCGGGGGCGUCCGGGCCGCCGCAGCCGCCGCAGGAGCCCGGCAGAGCCGUCGUCGCGGAGCGCGCCGCAGCCGCGGGCCGCGUUAAGCCCAUCCACAGUAAUGGCCACAGCCUUACCUAGGACCCUGGGGGAGCUGCAGCUGUAUCGAAUAUUGCAGAAAGCCAAUCUGCUUUCUUACUUUGAUGCCUUUAUCCAACAAGGUGGUGAUGAUGUCCAGCAACUGUGUGAGGCUGGAGAAGAGGAAUUUUUGGAAAUAAUGGCCCUCGUGGGCAUGGCAAGCAAGCCCCUUCACGUUAGAAGGCUUCAGAAGGCUCUGAGAGACUGGGUUACAAACCCUGGCCUUUUCAAUCAGCCAUUGACUUCACUUCCUGUUAGUAGCAUACCCAUCUAUAAAUUACCAGAGGGAUCGCCAACAUGGCUGGGGAUAUCCUGCAAUAGUUACGAAAGGAGUAGCAGCUCACGAGAGCCACAUUUAAAAAUCCCUAAAUGUGCUGCCACCACCUGUGUGCAGAGCUUGGGCCAGGGCAAGUCAGAGGUGGGAAGUUUAGCACUGCAGAGUGUCAGCGAAUCCAGACUCUGGCAAGGCCACCAUGCCACUGAAAGCGAGCAUAGUCUCUCCCCAGCCGACCUGGGCUCCCCAGCCUCUCCAAAGGAAAGCAGUGAAGCCCUGGAUGCCGCUGCUGCACUCUCUGUGGCCGAGUGUGUGGAGCGGAUGGCCCCCACGCUGCCCAAAAGUGACUUGAGUGAAGUGAAGGAGCUGCUGAAGAACAAUAAGAAGUUGGCCAAAAUGAUCGGUCACAUCUUUGAGAUGAGUGACGAAGACCCCCACAAAGAGGAGGAGAUUAGAAAGUACAGUGCCAUCUAUGGGCGGUUUGACUCCAAAAGAAAGGAUGGUAAACACCUUACAUUGCAUGAGCUCACUGUUAACGAGGCAGCCGCUCAGCUGUGUGUCAAGGACAAUGCCCUGCUGACAAGAAGAGAUGAGCUUUUUGCCCUGGCCAGGCAGGUUUCUCGAGAGGUUACCUACAAGUACACUUACAGGACCACCAGGUUAAAGUGUGGUGAAAGAGAUGAAUUAUCUCCAAAGAGAAUUAAAAUAGAGGAUGGAUUUCCCGACUUCCAGGAAUCUGUGCCAACACUCUUCCAGCAGGCCAGAGCCAAGAGCGAGGAGCUUGCAGGGCUCGGUUCACAGCAGGCUGAAAAGGGGAUGGCGAAGCAGAUGGAGCUCCUGUGUGCCCAGGCCGGGUAUGAGAGGCUGCAGCAGGAGAGGAGACUCACGGCCGGGCUCUACAGGCAGAGCUCCGGCGAGCAGAGCCCUGAUGGCGGCCUGCCUUCUGAUAGCUCUGAUGGACAAGGAGAAAGACCUUUGAAUCUCCGAAUUCCUAGUGUGCAGAACAGACAGCCCCAUCAUUUUGUGGUGGAUGGGGAGCUGAGCAGGCUUUACUCCAGUGAGGCGAAGUCCCACUCCUCAGAGAGCCUUGGGAUUUUAAAAGACUACCCUCACUCUGCAUUCACCUUGGAAAAGAAAGUUAUUAAAACAGAGCCCGAAGACCCAAGAUAGCUGAGACGCUCCUGCUGUUCUCUGGAAAUGGCACCAGAUUCAAGGAUAAUGCUCCAUCAUAGAUUAAGCCUUAAUAACCAGUGUUGCCUCAUUCAGCUCACAGACCAUAGCCAAAGCAUAAGAACUCACACAAGUCUGUGGACAUCAGGACAAAGCAACAACCACAGAAGAGGGAAUCAAGAGAGUAUUGCAACGUAACAGGCACUGACCACUUACCUUCCUGUGUAAGCUGCUUGUGUGGAAAGGCUCAAUAUCGUAGGCAUUCACUAUUUAAGAAUGUACAACAUGUCUUUGUAAUUUAUAGAAACAAGUCUAGAUGUUGAUACCUUGUGGUCUAAUAGAUGUGGAUACCAUUCAUUUUACUUGAAAUUUUGUUGUCUACUUUAAGUGUAUUUACCAUAAAUGUUACUUGUCAGCAAUUAGAACUUUUGCAGUCAUAGAAAGAAAGUCUGGGCAAUGUAGUUAUUGGCAAGGUGACUGAAGAAAGAUGGAAGAUAAAUACACAAUUUACACCAAGGAGAAGAGUGUGUGUUUAAUACUUGAUAACAUUGAUUUUGAUUAAUAGGAAAUAUGUAGCUGUCACUAAAUAAUGUCACUUUCAUUGGUUUAAUCAAUGCAAAAAUUAAAAAUUGGAGUAACAUUCCCAAGAUGAGGUAGGCUAUAUUUAUGGCAGCUGCUCAAGAUGUAACAAAGGUUGGACAGAGGACAUGAAAUAAAUGGGUUAUUGUGUAAAAGUCUUGAUUUAAAAACAUUGAUAUUUCAGAAUAUGUUAAACAAAUUAAGGCAUAGUAAGAUAGCCCUAAAUGUGAUAAAGAUGAUGAUGUGGGUGAAUGGACAUGGAAUGUGUGUCUUGUUUUUAGUUCUGCUUUAGAUCAUGCUAUGGUAGAUAUGAGUUCCUAAUCUGUUAUACUGAAAUCCGUUGGCCAGAUGUUAGGUGAGAUGUAGGCACCACCAUAGGCUCUAAGCACUGUCACAUAGAUAGUCACUUUCCAAUUUGAUCUGUAGAAGAGUUCUACAGUAGAAACACCAGUAAACAGCCUUUCUCCCAUUACCAGGCUUUCCCUCCUAGAUGAUUCUAUUGGACCAUAGCACUUUGCCCACUAAAAAGUCUCUUAGGGACCAUGUGGCUCCGUUUCUACCGUGAGGUUGAUGAUUGUGGUCUCACUGUCCACCGUGUGUAGAGCUAGUGCGAUACCAUUUAAAUAGAAUGUUCAGUUUGUAAUAUUAGCCACUGUAUACAAAGUAUCCGUAUACUUUCACGAACCGUUUCCUGUGUUCCAUAAUCUAUUUUGAGAAAUUUUGUGGUCCUUUUUCUUUCUUUGUUUUUUUAAAAAAAAACAAACAAACAAAAACAGAAAACAAAAAAACUAUGUCUUACAGUUCAAGUUCAUAGAUUUUAACAUGCAAGUUUGAAAAGCUGCAGUAGUCUGCCAGCUGAUCUGUCUCUCCUGCACCUGUAACCUGCAGUUUUAAAUCCAGAAGAAAGUCUCCUUAAGUAGCAUACUUUUCUGACUUCCAAGCUUAGAGAUAAAGAAGAAGCACACACACACACACACACACACACACACACACUCACAAACACUCACACUCACACACACACAAAUUUUCAGUAGAAUACAAUUUUUAUCUUGUGAACACUAAUGUAUUAAACUUGCUAAACAUUAAAGCAAAUAAUAUAUAUUUUUAUUUGAAUGGUAUAUAUAAAUUAGAUGUUAUAACUAGUGGGGUGUUCUUCAUUUCGUUUAAGAUACUUCCACUGAACAAGGUCAAUUGGUUACCUCAGUAUUACAGCCAAUAUAACCCAAGGGACCAUUUCUCCCUAAGUCUGUGUUAUUCUUUAUUGUGUGAAUUCUGCAUUUUUGUGAUUCCUAAAACUGUUGAAGAGAUGAGUGAACUUGCUUCCUGUGGCAAUAAAGGAUCUCUCUGCCUCACAAA